AUGGCUUUUGUUAAUGCUAUAACAUAUGAGAAUGGGUUACAGAAGCGUCAGAAAGCGGUCAAAGAAAAUAAUGACACGAAAGCUGAAUCGGAUAGAAAGAUUGUGCAAAAACCUAAAGGGAAAAAAAUAUUUCCUAAAGCCGUAGGCGAAGAUAAUAAUAGUGGUAAAAAUAACAAUGAUAAAGAAAAUACAAAAGGAACUCAGAAAGAGAACACAAAGGCCAAUCCAAAAGAUAAUCCAAAGGAUACCCCAAAAGAAAAUCAAAAGGACAAUCAAAAGGACAAUCAAAAGAAUAACCCAAAGGAAAACCCAAAGCAAGGUAAUAAAGAUGACAAUCAAAAAACCCAAAAUGAGAAUACCGGUAAUAAGGAUCCUAAUCAGGCAAAAAAGCCAAAUGGAACCCCUUUGCCGCUCUUUCCUGAUGGAUCACCUAAUUCAAAUGUGCCAGCAAAUAAUAACACAGCUUUACCAAGUUCUAACUCAGGUAGCAAUAAUACUAGUGCUGGUGGAGGUGAGAUUUUCGGAUUUGUUGUGGGAGCUUUGAUUGCCGUAGGUCUGAUUGGAAUGUUUGUUAGGAAGAAAGUGGUUGGAGGUCGUACAAAGUCAAGGGAAAUCGACGAUACCGAACGGAAGGGUAGUGAAGGUGCUGAUGGGUCAUAUGUGCAAAAGCCACAUCAUACUCCUUCUGAUAAUUUUGAUGACCAAGAAAAACAGCGUUUCGACACUUUAAAAUUAAUGAUAGAUCAGAAUCCACCCCUUUCACCUCAACUUUCUAAACUGCCUCAUGUUGAUAGUAAUUUAAAUUCACGUCGCCCGUAUGAUUCAUCAACUCCACCCGUGACGCCGAAUUCAUACGAUUCACAGUUGGGACCACCUUCGGUUAAUAAUUCCUCUUACCCUUUACAAAAGAAAAAUUCUAUGGAAUCAUUACGACCUUUGAUCAAUUCCCCAAUACCAUCAUCUCCUCGAAAUCCGCAAGCAAAUUCUCCGAACUCGCAAAGUUUCCCUUUCAACUCUCAACAAAAUGAACCACCAUACCCACAAAUUACAUACCAAGGGCCAUUGCAGGGUAAUCAGUACUAUGGAGGCCCACCUCCGCUUCAGCAGCUAUAUCCCAUAGAACCAACCCACGUUCAAGGAGUUCUGUCGCAAUCUUCAAAUAGUCCCCGUCCUCUUGAAGAUCCGCCACAUUCGUCAUCAUCCUCUAAAGGCGAGCCUGUUCCAACCGAUAAUCAAGAUCUUUCAUACUCAAUGCCUUCAUCGCAACAGGAUCAAUCAAAUACUCAGCAAGAACCUUCUUUUAUGUUAACUAAUCAAUCAGAUAAUACAAAUGUGAUGUCAAAGUUCACAAAUGUUGAAGAUAAUCGGUUGAGCAAUGUUGACCCCGAUGAAAAACGUACGAAUGACCUAACACCAAAAUUGCAUGAAAAUACAGUUGUGCCGGGGUUAUUGUCAACGCCUGUUAGUGAUAACUCAUUGACAAGUGAAUCGCGUGAUAUUCAACCUAAUGUCACACCUGUAUCUUUUCCAACAUCUAAUCGACCGGAUAGUCAAACAAGUAGCAUUGAGAGUAAUGAAAAUAAGUCUAACAUUAAUCAGAAUGUGCAAAUCGAAAGUGUUCAGCCUAUUCAAAGAAUGAUUCAAAUCGAAAAUUUGGAUGAACAUGAAAUUACCAAGAAUAACACGCCUUUGACAAAUAAUGAAUUGGAAAAUAAACAAAAAGUUCCCGAAAUAUCUGUUCAAGAAACGCGACAGAUUGAACCUAAACAAGGCUUUCCUAUGGAAUCUGAUAAUUCUGAAAAUCAAGUUGUAAAAACUCCCAUUCAUUCCUCACCGCAAUUAAAGCAACCAGCCGUUACUGGAUUCAUCAAGUCUGUAAAAGCAAACAUGGUUAUUGGACGGGUAAGUAACGAGUCACGACCUAUAAUGAAAGCUUCACCAGUGAUAACUUCGUUACAAGCACAACCAAGGAUGCAGCCAGAAACGAUUGAAACUGUUUCCUCCUAUCCCGAAAUAAGUGCUCCUAUCAUAACUGAAACAUUUAAACCAGAGAUGAUUAUACCGAAACCGGUCGUAGCCCCAGUGAGUCAUAAUCAAAGAUCAGUCCCGCCAAGGUUUGACAUUGACGCAAUUAAGCGACACGUGGAAAAGGUCAAGCAUAUGAAGGCAGCCAUUGCAGAUAAGAACUCUGUCAUUAACGAAAGUCAUAAUGCUGUGAACAAUGAAAGGGUAUUAGAUAAAAAUCAAAAUCAAAAUAUUGAGAACACAACUGUAGAUUCACCAUCACAACAAAUUAAUAACGAUAAACCAAAGAGUGAAAUAACAUCUAAUAAUGAGAAUCAAGGAAAGCCGCUUGUACGUAAGAAAUCGGUACGUUUCCAAGCCGAUCUUACUAAUCAAGAAGAAGUGCACAAAGCUCCAAAUAAAGUUGAGAGAAAAUCGAUUCUCAUCAAUAAAGACGAUGUUAUAAAUAUACAAGAUUCCAUAAAACAAGAUGACAAUGAUAAAUCACUGUCAUCUGAAGAUGAAGAUUAUGAGGAAGAUGACGAGGAAUCAGGUGCAACUUUCAGUGUUUAUCAAAUGUAUGAUUACCAGGACAGUUCGGCUCCAGAACUCCCCACCAACAUUGAAUCAGAUGAUGAUGAUGAAUUUUCCAUGAGAUGA
Funneliformis geosporum is the source of this 2664-nucleotide messenger RNA. The record is from the annotation of a GenBank genome assembly. NCBI's taxonomy places the organism in Eukaryota, Fungi, Glomeromycota, Glomeromycetes, Glomerales, Glomeraceae.